This is a messenger RNA of Anopheles stephensi (Asian malaria mosquito), 788 nucleotides long. It is a transcript of the gene mRpL11, whose product is annotated as 39S ribosomal protein L11, mitochondrial. The record is from RefSeq and is a predicted model, not a curated record. Gene Ontology annotation, biological process: translation. The transcript is spliced from 2 exons. NCBI's taxonomy places the organism in Eukaryota, Metazoa, Arthropoda, Insecta, Diptera, Culicidae. Gene Ontology annotation, cellular component: ribosome; mitochondrial large ribosomal subunit. Bases 147 to 737 code for a protein of 196 amino acids. Gene Ontology annotation, molecular function: structural constituent of ribosome; large ribosomal subunit rRNA binding.
UCGGAACUGUCAAAUAAAUGUCAAUUGACUCACAACAAAACCGGCCAUGUACCGGCCUUCUUUCUGUGCGCUUGUUGUUGUUACACAAUUCUGACAGUUGCAUACAUACCGAAGUUACACUAUAAUAGCACAGAAAAACAGAAAACAUGUCGAAAGCCGCCGGACGACUAAAAACUAUGAAGAAAACCUUCGACAAAAUCAAUCACACGACCAAGCUGCGAACAAACAUCCCUGCCGGAAUGGCAGUCGCCGGGCCGCCUCUUGGCCCGAUGCUAGGCCAGCGCGGUAUUAACAUUGCAGCCUUCUGCAAGGACUUUAACGAGCGGACAAAAGAUUUUAAAGAGGGUAUCCCGCUACCGUGCCGUGUUGCGGUCACGUCCGACCGAGCGUACGAGUUGACGAUACACUCGCCCCCUGCUACGUUCCUGUUGAAGCAAGCCGCCGGCAUACAACGCGGUGCCAUGAGCCCGGGGAAAGAGAUUGCUGGAAAGAUCACUCGCAAGCAUUUGUAUGAAAUCGCCAAGAUCAAACUGCAAGAUCCGCCAAACGCGCUCCUCACGCUGGAGCACAUGUGCAAGGCGCUGGUCGGGAUAGCUCGUACGUGUGGAAUCGAAAUCGUUAACGAGCUGGACCCGGUGGAGUAUAAAGAGUUUCUCGAGCAUCGAAGGCAAGUGGUAGAGGACCAGCGCAAGGAGUUGCAAGAAAAGCGAGAAGCGCGAAUGUUACGUGUUGGAUAGUUGUACACUUUAUUAGACAGCAGAAUAAACGGCACUACGUAGAGAAGUCGA